Messenger RNA from Capronia epimyces CBS 606.96, 1041 nucleotides. RefSeq lists its product as uncharacterized. The record is from RefSeq and is a predicted model, not a curated record. The transcript has 2 exons. Bases 1 to 1041 code for a protein of 346 amino acids. Lineage: Eukaryota; Fungi; Ascomycota; Eurotiomycetes; Chaetothyriales; Herpotrichiellaceae. Gene Ontology annotation, cellular component: mRNA cleavage and polyadenylation specificity factor complex. Gene Ontology annotation, molecular function: mRNA binding. Gene Ontology annotation, biological process: mRNA alternative polyadenylation.
AUGGCCACCGAAGAAGACAACUUUGACAUUGACAUCUAUGGGGAUGGAGAAGGGGAUCUGGGAGCUGAUGCAGGCUCUAUGGACUACAAGGUAGAAGAGAAAGAGCAAGCGCAAGACUUAGGUGUAGAACAAGAGGGGACAGACGCAGCCGAAGAGACAGAAGUCAAGCACGAACCGGAAGAAGGACAGCCGCAGGUCCCCGGUGCGCUUCAGGAUCAAGUAAAGCCCCAAGACGAGCAUUCUAGCGAUGAUCAAGGUGUUCCAGCACAGCCAACCACUCUACAAGGCACGAAACGAAAAGAGACCUCAGACGAUAGGCCGGUCGACCAUGGCGCCACCAAUGCUCUGAUGAUUUCGGACUUGCAUUGGUGGAUCACCGAAGAUGAUGUUCGCGGAUGGGCGAACGAAGCAGGGGCAGAGGACGAGUUACGGGAAUUGUCAUUCAGCGAGCACAAAGUGAACGGCAAGAGCAAAGGACAAGCAUAUCUCGAGUUUUCCUCGCCUCAAGCAGCAACCGCAACCAAACACAAGAUUGAAAGCCGUGCCGGAAACCAACCCGGUGCUCGCAGACACUCGGUCGUGUUCACAAACGCCACCCAGAACCCCUUCAAAACACUUCCCAAGGAGCCAGCCAGAACGAGAGAUGAACGACCGGCCGUUCGCGGCUCAUUCCACUCGGCCCCUCGUGCGGAUCACGGCUACGGAACCCCCAAUCAGGGGUUUCGCGGCGGUCGAGGUGGCAGUUUCAAUCGCGGAGGCUACAAUGCGCAUAACCAAUAUAACCGCAAUUUCUCGGGUCCCAUGGGAGGCUUCAACAAUAACAACACCAUGGGCUUUCAAGGCAACAUAGGUAUGGGCAACAACUACGUCGGCUUUAAUCGGGGUGGGAUGAUGGGGAAUCCGAUGCGAGGCAACAUGGGUGGUAUGCGCGGAGUCAGAGGCGGCAUGAACAAUAUGAUGCCCAUGGGUGGAGGAAUGGGAAUGGGCAACAUGGGCAUGAAUCCCUUGAUGACUGGCAUGGGCAUGACAGGUGGGUUUUGA